Molecule: messenger RNA, 5277 nt
Organism: Planococcus citri (citrus mealybug)
Lineage: Eukaryota; Metazoa; Arthropoda; Insecta; Hemiptera; Pseudococcidae
Exons: 4
Coding region: 375-5024 (1549 amino acids)
Source: RefSeq, a predicted model, not a curated record
GAAGAAGACAACAGUCAGUCGUAACACAGAUUCUAUUUUUAAAAUUUCCAUUUUUUCAUGUGCAACUGGCAUCUUACCAAUUCGCACAUCACAAAUGAUUUUCUCUCAUCAUUCGGAUCAAACAUUGAUACCAAUAAAAUUACGUUUAGGAAAUAUUGAUUUUUAAAUCGACGGUUCGAAGUACCUAAUCGGAAAAAAUUUUACUCGAAAAAUCUAUCUCGAAGAAGACACCAAAGUGAGGAUAAUUUUGGCAAAGAGGAGCGUGUUGCGCCGGUUCGGGCAUUAAUUUCGCGAAAGUUUUAAUUUAAAAUAUGUAACAAAAAACUAUAUACGCGUGUUUCUGGCGUUAUGAUGUGUGACGCUGCGAGUUUAAUAUGGGAGACAACAUAACAGAUCUCUCAGACGAAACAGGAGUACCUCCGGUUCCUCCAAAAACUUAUCAAUGGGAGGAUAUCAGAAGGCAGAAAUUGGAGGGUCGUUAUCCUUGGACACAUCUGUAUAAGCCGCCCUUUGAUUUGGAAACAUACGAGAAAAUUAAAGAUCACGAAUACGAACCUGUCAUUCCAAUGGACACGAAUCGAAAAACACCCCCUCCAUUUGUAAAAAUCACGCCAGAAGAUGACAAUAAACCAAGACGGGAAACAAGCGAGCCUCCUCAAGACAAACAUCACUUAUGUUUACCUUCCGAAGACAUGGAUGACGAACAAGAAAACGAUUACGAAGACGAUGACGACGACGAUAUCGAAGAAAUUACUGCAGCCGAGCUGCAAAAUCGACUAGAAGAGAAAUAUUUCAGACAGUCGCCCGGUAGUUCGAAGCACGAGUACGAACUCACAGAGACCAGAAGUGUAUCACCCGCAAUAACUGACGACACUUCUAGAGAAAGCUCUUCGUUUCAAGAUAAGAUGCAUUCUCAAGCAGAUAAAUUGAAGCAGAAAUUCAAAAGUUUGAAAGAUCACAUUUCCAAAGAUCAAGUCACAAGUUCUCCGGGAAUAGCUCGUAAAAAAGACGAACAAAGCAAAUCGAGGCCAUUCAAAAAGAAUAAGUUCAAUUUUAGAAAACAUACCGCGAAAUCAUCCGGACCAUCAAAUUUUCAGCUCCCGCAAGCAUCCCGUCUUUCGUUUUCCAGUUUAUCGUCGUCGUUUUCACGUUCUCGAUCGAGCAGUGUAAAAUCACGAGAACGAAAACGAUCUCAGAGUUCGGAGAGUGAUUCUCAGAAGAGAAAAAUCGACUUCCAUUUUGGAACGUAUCCGCGAAUUUUUAGCAAGAAAAAGAAAUCUGAGAACAAAUCGUCGGAGAAACCAACGACACCGAAAUUGAAACCAAAAAGUGCCCCGAGCAGUCCAUCCAUGAGACGAAGUCCUUUCCCACAGCGCUGGAUUAGCAAGUUCACUGAGAAUAAAAAAGAUGCUGAAAAAAUCAAAGAAGAAAAAAAACAGCAAGUGAAACAGCAGCAAAAAGAAAAAGUUAUCCAAGAAUCCAUAUUCAUUUCACUUCACGAAGAUCGUUCACCUCGACCCUCCUCCGACCAUUCAGCUGAACCAGCAUCAACAUCAGAGGCUCCAUCCAGUAUGCCUGUUGAUGAUAAGAAUUUCAUCUUUAUAUCUUUGCACGAAGAACGAUUUCCAGAAAAACUCGAAAAAUCCCAGCAACGAGACGAAGAGGCCGAAAUUCAAAGCGAAAUUAAGAAAGCCGAAACUACGAGAAAGUUUGCAAGUCUUCUUCGAAAACUUGAAACUGAUCGAAAACUUAGAUCGAGAGGGAAAUUUGCAGAUGAUAAGCCCGAACCGGUUGAGAUUAUUGAGAUAACCAAUGAUGACGAUGGUGCAGAAAGUAAUAUCCAAGAAAAUCUAGAAAAUAGCGUCGAAAUACCCGACGAACCUCAAGAUUCUGAUUUACCAACAGAGUCCAGGGUAUUUACAGAAGAAUUUAGACCACAAGUUACAGAAGAAUUCAUGAAAUAUCCGAGUAAGCCAACCACUCCAAAGAGUACUCGUCCUCAGGUUAAAGAGGAAAUCAUCAAAGGUCCAAGCAGGCCCACCACACCAAGGAGUUUCCGUCCCGAGACCAAAGAAGAAAUUAUCAAAGGUCCAAGUAGGCCCAAUACACCAAAGAGUUUUCGUACCAUGGUUAAAGAAGAAAUCAUUCAAACUUCGAGUAAGCCCACCACACCAAAGAGUAUUCGUUCAGAAACUGUAUCAGCAGAAAAGAGAGAUCUUCGAGCUCGUGUUCCUUCACCUUCCCCACCACAAGAUUCAUCAAAAGACUCUUCAAAAUUCCUAAAAUUCAAAGAAAUGUUAAAGGAGGCUGAAAACAUGAUAAAACCGAGCAAGUCGUCGAACGAGUCAAAAGAAAAGGAGUUCAAAGAGAAAGAGUCAAAAGAUCACGAAUCUAAAAAAUUCCAAGAGUUCAAAGAGAAUUUAUUAAAAGAAACAGAAAAAAUAGGCACGUUGAAAAAUAAGAUAAAAAAUUAUUUCGCCAAGGAAGGUGAUAAAAAUAAAUCAGAUUUCGACGAUAAACAUAUUUACGAAGAAUUUGAUAACGUGGAAGAUACACCACCGAGAGAGAUCGUAAAACGAGUCGCCAUAAAUGAAUCACAAAAUCAAGAAAUUAACCCAGCAGUUCCACAAAAAAUACCACGUAAAAAAUUAAAGAAACUGGACUCGGACAAAGAGUCGAAAGAAUCCUUAUCUGCUUUCGAUGAUCCUGCUUUCAACGAUAUCGUCGAUUUUGACGAACAAAAACCAAUGACUAAAACAUAUAUUAGUGAAAGCUUGCAAGAAGUUAAUGAAAUACCCGUCGAACCGAAAUUCAGUCCAAACCCCAAACAUUUCAAAAAUUACGAAAAAGCAUUGGAAAAAACCAAAAGUUACUCGUCUAUUGAAAUCGAAAAUAACUUGUACUCUGCAACCAACACCUUAGCACAAUUGGAAACUCCAGUUCCUCCUUCACGACCAUCGAGAACACGUUCGUUACAACGAGCUAAUAAACGCACCAAGCCCAUAUACGAGGAAAAUAAAGAAAAUACGAACACAGCGGAUCAAAGUCAAAAUUACAAUACGUUUCCAAUGGUUAGACCAGAUAAACCUCGUCGAAAAUUCCGUAAACCGAGAACGUAUUCGAAUUCUACAAAUUCAGAAGUCAAAAGCAUGAAUGAAUUCGAAGAUGCGGCCAUCAGUCAAAAUAUCGCCAAUUCUAAACAAUUAUCUGUUAGCUUUUUGCCACUGAUGAGUAACGCAGUAGGGGAACCGAUAACGAAUUACACUUUGAGAGAAACUUCAUCGAUGAUACAUUUGAAUACGACUAUUCGUUGUGAUCCUCCAAUGGCCCCAAAAAGAAGAAGAUCGUCGGUUAAAGAUGGUACGAGCAAAUAUAACACACUGCCGAAUAAAAAAUAUUGUGCUUCUUCAAAGACGUCAUUGGCUGAGUCAGAAACAUGCAACGGAAUUCACGCCGAAGGCGACGAUUUCGAAUUCGCAGACGAAGCGAAUAGCGCGGCUGAUAGUCCACCACGACGUCCACAACGAAAACGCUUGUCUGGUCCAUCAUACAUCGACGACGACCGUACAUCUCGUGAAAUCGAAUCAUUACCAUCGGAAAGAUCACUUUGUGAUUCUGAUUCUAAAGAUAUCAACGGUUAUUCUGUAAUCAAAUCGGUAAAAAAAUCACACAGCCAACCCACGACCUCAGCACCCGAAUCUAAUACCACUCCUCGUCGUAAAAGUCGUCGACUUUCAGAUUUUUUCACACUGCCUCGAAUCCAUACCCCAACUAACUAUGUUUCCCCACCCUGUACCUUACCUUACGAACGAAGAUUACCAAGUCCAUCCAGACCGCCACGAAAGAGUAAACCGUACACAGAACCUGUCUACACGAAUGAAGAAAACAUCAAUGUAAUGACUGAUUUCGGCGAUGAAGAAGAACUGAAUUUCAAUCUGGCCACCGUCGACGACGAUAUUCCAGAUCCAGACAACAACGAUGAAAAGGAUGAAAAAAACUUGCAAACUGACGAGGUAAUGGAACGAAUGAAAAUUCGCCCUUUACCUCCACCUCCUAGACCGAUUCGCAAACCGAAAGAUGAUAAAAGCGACACCCUGUCCUGCGAUUAUAGUCAGGUGAAAAAAAACACCGAUAAUAAGACAAAUAAUUUAAAUCUAGAUUUUAACGAAUUAAAAAUUAUUAAUACUAAUGCAGAAGCGGACAAACACCCCGACGAAUCGACCGCCGAACAACUCGAACGAUCUAGCGCAGUUAUAAAGACGACCAAUCGAUUCGAAGACUUGGCUCUGACUUCAUCUCCAUCAUCAUCUAGUACCUUAAAUGUGAUAACUGCUCAAAGACUGAACGUUUCCGAAUUGAACGUCGCAAAACUAAGUAUAAGCGAAAUAGAAUCCUCAAAAUUGACCACAUCGAAUGUAGAUACAGUUACCAUGCAAGCUACAGAUUUCAAAAGUGAAAGAGGGCAUCUAGUACUAAAUUCUGUAGAACUUGCCUCUCCUUCGAUUGCCGAACGUCUAUCGCCAAUUCUUCAAGAUCCAAGACCUAUUCUCGAUAACUUGGAAUCAGCCAGCAGAGAUGUAACACCUUCUUCCGACGAAGUACCUGUACAAGAUAUACGAGAACGAUCUCGUAUUUCUUCCAUGAUCCCCGAAGUUGGUUCUGAUGAAGAAUCCACGAGCACAGCUCCGAAAAUAGUCAAGCCAAGUCGGCGAAAACCAAUAAGAAAAGAAAAAGAAGAAUCAUCAAGGAGCACGACGACGAUUGCUGAAGCAAGUACCAGCCAACCAACUCUGGCCGAAUUAAUGUGCCAAAUAUUACAAAUAUGCCAUAGUAGUGUAGGGCAAGCCAUACAUUCGUUAUUAGAACAGGUCAUACCGGAAGAUAGAGAAAAAAGAAACGAAGUUCAAGCUGCGAUAUGGGUGAUAACCAUUAUUAUAGCGGGUUGCUUGAUGUUGGGUUUACAAAGUAAUGAGAAAAUAGUACAUCAUCAUCAUUGGGAUUUUCAUUUUCCACCCCCUCAUUGAACACACCGCAGGGUUAUGCAUUUAUUAUAUAGAAAACUUUCUCUAGCAUUUAGACAAACUUCCGUAGAUAUUGUUUAACGAAUGGUAAAUAUAUAUUUGAGUAUAAAGUUUUUAUCUGUAAAAUAGAAGAAUGAAAAAAUAAAAGAAAAAAGACGCGCGACGUUCGAGUAUAUAAUCACAAAAAUUAAUCGAAACAUUUGAAUUUUUUAUGUAAUUAUUAUGUUAAAAUGAAUGAAUAAAUGUAUCAAUUUUU